AUGAACCCCCAAGAAGCUUACAGUCCCCCAAAUCAACAAAAUCAACAAUUUUUUUCUUAUGAGAAUAACCCAUCCGAUGUUUCAUUAAAAUAUCAACAUUCGGAAUCAAAUUAUGAAUACGCAUCACGGAAACCACCGUUUUCAACAGACGAUGAUGUUACGACGAAUAGAUCGUUGACUGACGGUUGGAUGUUCCGACCACCGGAGAAUGGCCAUGUUAUCACCACUGGCGAAAUGAUAAGUCGAAUUGUGCAAUAUUACGAGAUGUUUGCAGUAAACGUAUUCCUACUUGGCUAUAAUGUUCUGAAAAACGCGAAAGCCGGUGUUUCCAGUUCCACCUACAAUAAUGUUCUCUUUGAUGCCUGCUCUGAUCGCUUCGUCAUCGAACAAUUUGACUUCUGCGCUGCCUCAAGAUUGAUAUGGGUUCUCAUCGGCGGUGCCGUUAUCUAUUUCGUCUUCACAUCUAUUGUCGCAUUUGGGUUAUACUUGGAACUCAAACGAAAGGGAUACGAUGCAUCGUUUACAGCAUUAUGGCAUUCUCCCGUAUUCGUUUUGUGCUAUUUUUAUGAGGACCGACGGAGGGUAGAUAUCUUGAGAAUACCAAACAAGUAUGUGAAGUUAAGCAUCUGGACACGAACACAUGUGCAUAAGAUUUCGUUGGCGUUGUAUUGUCUUUUUUGUAUGAUUUUUAUCUUGAUUUCGUUGGCUCAUGGAACCGCCGAAAAAUCACGAAUAGACGGCGAAGGUUUCGAUAAGGGACUAAAAAAAUAUUACAACCCGUAUCUGAUACCUUAUUAUCUUGCCUUGUAUAUAUUCUCAAAAACGCUAUUGGAAAUGUUGAUUAGCAUAUUUCAAGAUAAAAAUUUAAGGAACGAGCCAGAAAGAAUAGGAAGAGAAUAUUCAUCCUUCAAGAAGAAUGAAUAG
Acaulospora morrowiae is the source of this 924-nucleotide messenger RNA. The record is from the annotation of a GenBank genome assembly. NCBI's taxonomy places the organism in Eukaryota, Fungi, Glomeromycota, Glomeromycetes, Diversisporales, Acaulosporaceae.